Nematostella vectensis (starlet sea anemone) is the source of this 2294-nucleotide messenger RNA. RefSeq names its product carbohydrate sulfotransferase 3. The record is from RefSeq and is a predicted model, not a curated record. The transcript has 2 exons. Bases 920 to 2038 code for a protein of 372 amino acids. Gene Ontology annotation, biological process: sulfur compound metabolic process; N-acetylglucosamine metabolic process. Gene Ontology annotation, molecular function: N-acetylglucosamine 6-O-sulfotransferase activity. NCBI's taxonomy places the organism in Eukaryota, Metazoa, Cnidaria, Anthozoa, Actiniaria, Edwardsiidae.
UGAAUGUAUACGCUGGCAAUGCUGGUAAACAUUGGUGUAUAGUGGAGCGGGUCGCGCAGCAACUACAAACACGUGCCUCCUUGCUUUUACUAUCAGCUAAAUUUGUGCUCUCCUGUGUAUGUAAUGUCCUCUUCAUUAGAUGCCUUUCUCAGAAUGAGUAUGGAUACAUAGCUCGGUAAAGAAGAGCAGAGUUCUAGACGGUUGUGCGCAUAAACAAUCCUCAGAGAAGUCGAGGGUCGGAGAUGAUGGGAAAACACGGCGAACUGGAACAGAAGGGAAUAGUAUAUGUAAAAAAAUAUCUAGAAACAUAUACAAAUACGUUUGUUUUCCCAUAAAAUAACGUUUUACACGAUGAUUUAUGGGAAUAUGCCAACCAUAGAAUAACUAAAAAACUAAUCUAGACUGGGUGGCAUAUACAAAUAUAGAACAUUAGUAACGAAUCCAGUUAUCAAAUAAGACAGGAACCCAAAACUGGGUGUGGGAUUUCAGAAUAGUAUCAUUAAAAUAUACAGAAAACAAAGAUAUGUAAAAAAAAAAAAAACACGAAAUGUUUUCAAAGAUAAACGCGUAUCUUGGAAACCACGUCUUGCAUCUUGUGAAUAUUUGUGUCACAAUUAAUAAUCACCUAUCAAAUACAGGCCUAUGGCAAUUUGCAUCAGGGAAAAGUAAGUCCACAUAUGCAAUAUGGUAUGCAAGAGAAAAGUCGGGAAUUACAUAGUUCUGUUAGCUGAUGGAUAACUGUAAUGUUCGCGAUCGGGACAGGACGACAGGAUAAGAAGAUAUUUUAUUUGUCCGAUUUAAAAGAGAUUGGAGGAUUUUUCUGCUUCGUGGCAACACGCUACUUGCAUUUUCUUUUGAACUUAAAGACUGUCAUUAGAAGAAGGAAGAAUUUGUCACCAGAGGCGCUGUCUUGUUAGCCAUGUUAUACCUCACUUCACGUUUCGCCUACAAUGUUAUGACUUCGUUGGCUGUAGCCAUACUGCUCGGCGUGCUUUUUGUAUAUUUUGAACGCGAACUUUUACUCGAAGAACCCGAGCGAGUCUCGACCGGCACCGCGGAAUCACCGCGAGACGCACGCGAGAGUAGCAGAAGGCGAAGUUUAUUGUUGUUUGGACAUGACCGUUCGGGAACCACGCUGCUAAGCAAGAUGUUUGACUCCGACUCCCGAGUCUUUGGGAUGUAUGAGCCGUUUUGGACGACUCAUUAUGACAUGGUGAGGCAGACGUUCGACGAAAAAGUUCGCCUCGCAAGGGAUGUACUCACAGGUUUUUUGUCUUGCAAUUUCUCCGCCAGCGAAAAUGGCGUGGAUUUUCUACGCAAGUUUCGCUUCAGGCUUGACGAAGGCCGCAGCGAAAGCCAUGCUUUGACUUCGAAACAUUUUUGCAAAGGGACAGAUGAAUGCAUGGAUUUGUCCUUACAUCCAAACUACACAGACUGGGUGUGUCGAAAUCGAUACAAAUACAGCGUGGUAAAAAUAGCUACCCCAAGAAUCCCCGAUACCCGGAUAGCGGGGAUUUUACCUCGACUCUUCGAGGAAAACCCGCACACGGAUAUCAAGGUAGUCCACAUCGUAAGAGAUCCGCGAGGGAAUGUUCACUCUAGAAUUAAAAUUGAAUGGCUCAGAGAUCACCCCGAUCCCAGGUUCGAAAACAGUGUUAAGCAACUAUGUGACGAGGUCACGCCCAAUGUGCAGCAUCUUAACUCCCUUCUCCCCAAAUACGGGGACAGGAUAAUGAUUAUUAGAUAUAAGGAAAUUGCCGACGACCCAGUAGGAAUCGCCAAGAGGCUGUACAAAUUUGCGGGGUUUGAGAUAUCCGAUGAAGUCCUGGACUGGGUCAAGAGGAGUACCACGCCCAGUAAAAAGACGCUGGAAAAGGAAAUUGGGCACCCGUACUCGCAUGUACGGAACGCGACAGGGAACGCGGAAAGGUGGAGGAAGGAGUCACCGAUAGAGCGUGUGCGUGUGAUCGAGAGAGUGUGUGAGCCGCUCAUGCGAAUACUAGGGCUGGAGAAAAUGGAGACACAGGAAAUAAACUGAAUUGAGAUAGAACCUACUUGAAGCUACCAAGAUAAGUAGCGCAAAUGGUUAAACAGAAAAACACAUUAACGGUAGGGGAGGGUAAUUACAGGAUAAUGCGAAUGACUCAAAAUUAAGAUUAAGGUUUUGAUAAAUUUUAAGAAACAAAGGGUUCAUAAGAAGUGUAUUGUCAAAAAACACAAACGAGAACACAGAAAUACGAACAUAUUACAAAACUUAUAAUAAAAUAAUAAUAAAAGCCAUUCUUCAAGACAAA